Musa acuminata subsp. malaccensis (wild Malaysian banana) is the source of this 1359-nucleotide messenger RNA. RefSeq names its product BIIDXI-like protein At5g11420. The record is from RefSeq and is a predicted model, not a curated record. Lineage: Eukaryota; Viridiplantae; Streptophyta; Magnoliopsida; Zingiberales; Musaceae.
CGGCACAACCAUUCCCUCCGUGGCCUCUUCCACCACCUCCUCUCUCUCCUAGCGCGCUGCAACCCUCGAAGAAUGAAGAAGAUGAUGCAUUGCGCUGCGGCGAUCCUACUGCUCUGCUCCGCCGUUCCUAUUGCCUUGGCCAUAACCGAUGGUCUGUUGCCAAAUGGGAACUUCGAGGCGAAGCCGAAGGCGUCGGACCUGAAUGGGACGCAGGUGAUGAGCCGCUACGCCAUCCCGCAGUGGGAGAUCUCCGGCUUCGUGGAGUACAUCGAGUCGGGGCACAAGCAGGGGGACAUGCUGCUGGUGGUGCCGGAGGGCGCGUACGCCGUCCGGCUAGGUAACGAGGCGUCCAUCAAGCAGAAGCUCAAGGUGGUUAAGGGCAUGUACUACUCCAUCACCUUCAGCGCCGCCCGCACCUGCGCCCAGGACGAGCGCCUCAACGUGUCGGUCACCCCCGACUCCGGCCUGCUCCCCAUCCAGACCACGUAUGGCAGCGACGGCUGGGACUCCUACGCCUGGGCCUUCCGCGCCACCUUGGAGGAGGUCCACCUCGUCAUCCACAAUCCCGGCGUCGAGGAGGACCCCGCCUGCGGCCCUCUCAUCGACUCCGUCGCCAUCAAAACCCUCUAUCCGCCAAAGCUCACCGGCGACAACUUGUUGAAGAACCGUGACUUCGAGGAAGGGCCAUAUGUGCUGCCCAACACCACCUGGGGCGUGCUGAUCCCGCCCAACAUCGAGGACGACCACUCCCCGCUGCCCGGAUGGACGGUGGAGUCCCUCAAGGCCGUCAAGUACAUCGACUCCGACCACUUCUCGGUGCCCCGGGGCAAGCGCGCCGUGGAGCUGGUGGCCGGGAAGGAGAGCGCCCUCGCCCAGGUGGCGCGCACCGUCCCGGGGAAGGUAUACGCGUUGGCCUUCUCCAUCGGCGACGCGGGCAACGGCUGCGUGGGGUCCAUGGUGGUGGAGGCGUUCGCGGGCCGCGGCACCGCGAAGAUCCCCUACGAGUCCAAGGGCACCGGCGGGUACAAGCGCGGGGUGCUCCGGUUCACGGCCGUGGCGGAGCGCACCCGCGUCGUGUUCUUCAGCACCUUCUACCACACGAAGGUCGACGGCUCGCUCUGCGGUCCUUCGCUGGACGACGUGUCCCUGUUGAGCGUCCGGAGCCCCGUGCGCCGGGACUGAACCACCGAGAAGGGCUUUUAAGUUAUUAAUGCCUCGAACCCUUCGACUUCCAUCCCUACCCGCUCAUCAUUAAUACCGGGAUUAUAUUCUGAUGCAUCAUCAUGUAAUCAAUCAACCCUAUAUGUGCUGCGAGUGAUCCAGUAAUUAUAUGAUCUGUGAUGUACUCCAAUUUUAACA